UUAACUAACCACCUCACUUAUUUAACAUUUCUGCUCUCUCUAACUAGCUCGCUUCCUUGUUCUUCCCAAUGGAGUCUUCUGCAGCUCUCGGAUCUCUCCAUCAGACUUUAGGAUCAGCCAUAAAUGUUCACUCGCUUUCUGGUAACUCUUGUGUGCCACGGUUGAGUUUGUUCAACAAGAACAUCAAGUACACGCUUGUGUUGCGUGCAGAGUCCUCUAAAUCUUCCACAACAACCAAAACUGAUGAAUCAUGUGAUGCUUCAAACGGGAAGAGUACUGUUCGAAGGACAACUUUCCCCAAAGAAGUGGAGGCACUGGUUCACGAGAUGUGUGAUGAGACUGAGGUUGCUGUGCUGAAACUUAAGGUUGGAGAUUUUGAGAUGAACUUAAAGAGGAAAGUUGGACAGGCUGCAACUCCCAUUCCUGUGGCUGAUAUUUCACCAUCUGUAGCUCCACCAAUUCCUUCUGAACCCAUGAACAAAUCAGCUUCUUCUGCUUCUGCUGCUGCUAGCCCAUCCAAAGCCAAACCUGGCUCUGAAAAAGUGUCUCCAUUUUUAAACACUGCAUACCGAAAAUCAUCGAAGCUGGCUGCUUUGGAGGCAUCUGGAUCCAACAACUAUGUUCUAGUCACAUCACCUUCAGUGGGUAAGUUUCAGAGAAGCAGAACUGUUAAAGGAAAGAAACAAGGUCCUAGCUGUAAAGAGGGUGAUGUAAUAAAGGAAGGCCAAGUGAUUGGAUACGUAUAUCAGCUGGGAAAAGAACUUCCAGUGACGUCUGAUGUAGCUGGGGAAGUUCUCAAGCUUCUUUCAGAUGAUGGAGACUCUGUAGGUUAUGGGGAGCCUUUGGUUGCGGUCUUGCCAUCGUUCCAUGAUAUCAACAUUCAGUGAUAUGAUGAUGUCAGCCUAAUUCCACAACAACUUAAUAACAUCUUCAUCCGGAGACCUGUACUCAUUUCAUCUUCUCUUAUCUUAUCUUUUAUCUUGGAGUAUGUAUUCGGUUGAUUGCAAAGAGUUUGAGAAUCUAUUUUGCUUCAAUCUUGACAUGUGACAGCAGUUAUAUUGUUUUUUGUCUCUUUGGAUUUUGGUUCGUCUUAACAUGGAUUAUCUAUUUGUCUGCACCAGAAAGAAACUAUAUAUUGUUGGAAAUGAGUAUAAUUUCACACUUUUGUUAAGUUGUAAGGAUGAUGAGAAGCUAUAAGAGUAGACUCUUGUGUUGAAAAUUACUUUUGAGCAGAGUAGGAGAUGGCCAUAAGUAGUGGAAGAUCCACAAAAGUUUUGGCGAAUCUGUUAUAUGCGAUGCUUUAUUUAGC
Molecule: messenger RNA, 1309 nt
Organism: Eruca vesicaria subsp. sativa (arugula)
Lineage: Eukaryota; Viridiplantae; Streptophyta; Magnoliopsida; Brassicales; Brassicaceae
Source: the annotation of a GenBank genome assembly